GUACAUUAUAACAUUACUAACAUCUGCGCUUUUUAAUCUCGUCGGGUUUCAUGUUCAUGAAGGUUUCGCCAGGUCUCGCCCUUCUUUAUUUCCAAAUUUAAUUUUCGUUUUUCAUCGGAGAGAUUUAAGGUUUCGUCAAAGUUUUGCCUUUUGCCUUUUACCUCCUUCAGGUUUCGUCUUUCGUCACUAUACAGGAAAGGCUUCACCUAACGACUAUACUUCAGAGAUUCUCCGUGCAUCGCUUUCAUUCGUUCCAAAAUAUGGAUGGACAAUUGAAUCUUUAUCACACGGAGCAAAUUCGCUUGGAUAUCCUUCCGUUUCACAUGGAUUAUUUCCCAGAGGUGGAAUUGAAUUAAUUGACUGGUUUUUGGAAGAUAGUCGUAGGAAGAUGGCUGAUGAGUUGAUUGAUAAAAUGGAUGG
Molecule: messenger RNA, 420 nt
Organism: Racocetra persica
Lineage: Eukaryota; Fungi; Glomeromycota; Glomeromycetes; Diversisporales; Gigasporaceae
Source: the annotation of a GenBank genome assembly